AUGUCAUUUGAAAGAUUAAAUAUUGUAUUAAAAGAAAUUUCAUCAUCAAAUUCAUAUUUAUCUAUUGAAAAUUUAAUUGAAGAAUAUUUUUUUAAUAAAAAUCUUCAUUUAACAUCAAUUGAACAAGAAAAAUUCGUUCGUUUAUGUUUAAGAAAAUUAUCCGAUUGGUUUAAUCAAACACCUGAACAAAUAAAACAAAUUAAAAUACAUUUUCAUAAAUAUUUUAUUCAAACACCAUUUCUAUUAAAACAAAAACAAUUAAUUGAUUUAUUAUUAAAUCAAUUAAAAAUUUCAUUUAAUGAUUUUUUUAGUUUUUUAUUAAUUGAUUUAUAUGAAAAAAAUUAUCAAAAAUUAUUAUAUGAACUUGAAAAUGAUUUAGAUAUUGGAUUUAUUAUUCAUUUACCUGAUCGAAUUAGUAAUAUUUUUAUGACAAAUAUUCCAAUAUGUUUUCAAUCGAAAAAUUUUUUUCAUCGUUUAAGUCAAUAUAUACAACAACAAUUAAUUACUAUACAUUAUCCAAAUAUGAUAGCACAAGUUGAUACAAAUGUCAAUUUUCUUUCUCAACUUGUUCAUCGAGCUGCAAAAUUAGGUUAUACUGAAUAUAUUUGGCGUCCAUUAUAUAAAAAUUUGUUUGUUAAAAAAUGUCUAAAUGAUUCUCUAUGGUUACGACUUGCUCAAUAUUUUCUAUUAGAACCAAUCGAUGAUAUACUUUUAUAUACAAUUGAACAUGGUAAUGCAAAUAUACUUGAUUUAUUUCUUAGUGAUCGUAUUAUUCAUUUACCAUUAUUAGAAACAUAUUUAAUUGAUAGAUUAAUUUUUUCUAAACAAUUAUCAAUUGAUACUUUACGAACAAUACUUAUUUAUUUAACAAUGUCAAUUAAUCGUUUAGAAAAAUGUUUUGAAAAUGUUUUUAAACGUUAUUUACAAUUAUGGUCACAAGAAAAUUUUAUUCGAUUUUCUUCAAAUAAUCAACAUUUAUAUAUAUGUCAAUCUAUAGCUAUUUGUUUAUCAUUUAAUAAACAAAUUAGAUUGAAUAAUGAUAAAGAUACAAUUAUAAUCUGUGUUUUAAAUGGUAUUCGUAUACAUCUUGAAUCAACAUUUGAUUAUAUUAGACGACGUGGACAAGUUAUUGCCGAAUUAAUUAUUCAACAUAGUCAAUUAUUUUCACAAUCAAAUCAACUUCAAUUUGAUACAUAUGAUAAAAAUCAUCCGGAAGUACAAAUGUUAAAAAAUUUAGCUCAAAUUAAUCAAACAUUAAAUGAUAGACAAUUAUCUGAUGAUGAACAUCAAGAAAUUAUAGUGAAAAAAGAACCCGUUGUAUCUAUAAGUGAAAAAACAACAUCUUCAACGAAUGCAAUUAUUCUUCAUGAUGCAUCGAUUGAUGAUGAUGAUGAUGAUGUUGAUAGUGAAUUUGAAUCUUAUGAUUAUUCUCAUGAUAGAGUUAAAUCUGAUGUUGAAAAACCUGCAUAUAUUCGAACAUGUCUUGCUAAUUUAAUAGCAACAGAUAAAAUUCCUCAAUUAGAAUCCGCUUUAAAUAUGUUACCAUCAUUAAUUGAAAUGUAUAAAAUUGAAUGUGAAGAAGUUGCUUUAGAAUUAGUUCGAAUAUUAUUAAAUUAUAAUAGUACAUUUGAUAUUGAAAAUUUUCAAGAAUUACAAUUAAAUGGUUUAAUAACAUUAUGUCAAAAUUAUCCAUUAUUAAUAAGUGAUUAUUUAUGUAAACAAUUUUAUGAAAAAAAUUAUACAUUAAAUCAACGAAGUCUUAUACUUAAAAUAAUUCAAGAAACAGCAAAAAAAUUAUCACAAAUUGAUCAUAUUCAAACUAAAAUUCAAAAUGAAUUAUUUAUUUCAGAUGAAGAUGAAGAUGAAGAUGAUGAUAAUAAUAAUAAUGAUAAUGAUUCAUGGCGUUCAAUUAUAAAUAAACGUUUAAAAUUAAAAACAAAAUAUAAAAUAAAAAAUCAUUCAGAAAAAAAAAUUUUCUUUAAAGAAAAUUAUUUUGGAAAUAUAGUUGGACAUUUUUUUUAUCCAUUAAUUUCAUUUAUUGAUAAAUCAACACCACAUUUAUCAUUAAUUGAUGGUGAUAAUGAUUAUUUAUUAUUAUGUGAACUUUUAGCUUGUUUAGGUCGUUUAUGUAUUCAUGCACAAAAUACUUUAUCAUUAAAUAAUAUGAUUAAACAAUUAUUAGAUAUAUUAAAAACAUUACAACAACAUAAAGAUCCUGGUGUUAGACAUGCUGUUAUUUAUGCAUAUGCAUGUUCUCUUGUUUCAAUUGGAAAAAAUUCUUAUCAUCAAGAUUUACAAUCUUAUUUUAUUGAAUUAAAACAAUGGUUAGAUUUUAUUAUUAUUCAUGAUACAAAUACUGAAGUACAAAAAUUAGGACGAUCAGUUAGACAAAUUUUAUUAAAAACUUUACAAGAAAUAACAGACAAUUAA
Messenger RNA from Rotaria sordida, 2430 nucleotides. The record is from the annotation of a GenBank genome assembly. NCBI's taxonomy places the organism in Eukaryota, Metazoa, Rotifera, Eurotatoria, Philodinida, Philodinidae.